GACAAAGGCGAGCACCAGCGCAGCAGCUCAGAAACUCAGGGAAGGGAGGCGUGCAACCUUCGUCAGGGUCCGCGUACUCGAGUCGCUCUCGACAUGGAGACCUGCACGCACCUUUUGCUCCGCGCACUCUUCGCUCUAGCAAUAUUUGUUGGGCGGAGUGAUGGAAUCCAAGUGUCAUUCAACUCGGAGCCGGCCGAGGCGCAGGACGGUCUGUCCACGUCGACGGAGGAGCCCGGGGGCCGGGCGCGGAGGCUCGUGGCGCCCACGCACUACCAGUUCUUCUUGUUCAACGGCAUCCACCGCUAUCCCCAGCAGCAUCAGCAGCAACAGCCGCUGCCUCUCCUUGCCCAGGAAGACGGCGGUGUGCGUGUUCCAUUGCUGUUGUCGCUGUCGCCAGUGGCGCCGCCGAUUCAGGCGCCGCCUUUGGUGAAGGAGGCGAAGAAGAAGGCCAAAAAGUCGGGAAAGGGUGCACCGGGCCGGCCGGGGGUUGAUUACCCCACCUACAGAACCAUCCCGCAGACCAAUUUCGACUGCGCCACCCAGCGGUACAAGGGCUUCUUCGCCGACCCCGACACUCAGUGCCAGGUGUGGCAUUACUGCGACCUGAACGGCGGCCAGGCGUCGUUCCUGUGCCCGAACGGCACCAUCUUCUCGCAGGUGCUGCUGACGUGCGACUGGUGGUUCAACGUGCGUUGCAACUCGUCGCUGCAGGCGUACGUGUUGAACGAGCGGCUGUACAAGUUCAUCACGCCGCUGAAGCCCUCCUUCCCUGAAGACUUCGAGGGGCCGCAGGUGGACGAGUACCUGGCGGAGAAGCAAGACGAGCUCAGGGCAAAGGAGCAGGCCCGCUUCCAGCGCCUCAAGAACAAGCACAGGCACAACGAGUUUGAGGACGUGGACGAGCUGCAGGCGCUGCUGGACAAGAUGCGUGCCAAAGAGGAGCAAAAUAAUAGUAAUUAAUCCGGAUGGGGUGGGCAGAACCACACACUAGCCCCCUCUCUGAUACUGGAAGUCUGGUACUGAAAAUAAUUGAAUGGUAGAUGAUUUUGAAAGAUUUAGACUAUAAAAGUUAUCAACUCCAGUUUUCAGAAAGGGGCUUAGCAUUAAAACAGGCCAUUUGAAAGUUUAAAGCCCGGAAUUAAAGGGGAGAAAUUAGUUUGCUGAAUAUUUUCAAAUUUGGCUGCAGUUAUAAUUAUAAAACCUAAAUAAAUUAUUCAGCAAUUUAAACGUCGAGAGUCAGACGGACUUGUAGUCGCACAAACCAAUUUUGCAACCUCAUUAGAUGUGCAUUUACCGUAAUCAUUAUACACUUCAUAUUCAUUCGUUUUUCAUCUUUGUGAAUAAGCGUGUAGAUCAACUGAUAGAAGUUUAGUUUAUUUCUAGGCAUUAUUACUUUAACCCAAACUAACCUUGAUAUGAUUUUCAUUUUUUAUAAAAGAGCGAAAUGUUGUUUACAUUCAUUUUCACCGUUGUUUAUGUCUCACUUUUGGAAUCUAGUCAGAUAGGAUGACCGUGCGUGUGCGCGCCAAACAAUUUUUUACUUGCAUUACGUUAUUGUUCCCACGAGAUCCAAUAAAACGAAUGCUGAAAACUGGUU
This is a messenger RNA of Cloeon dipterum, 1597 nucleotides long. RefSeq lists its product as uncharacterized. The record is from RefSeq and is a predicted model, not a curated record. Bases 94 to 960 code for a protein of 288 amino acids. The transcript has 4 exons. NCBI's taxonomy places the organism in Eukaryota, Metazoa, Arthropoda, Insecta, Ephemeroptera, Baetidae. Gene Ontology annotation, molecular function: chitin binding. Gene Ontology annotation, cellular component: extracellular region.